Messenger RNA from Gadus morhua (Atlantic cod), 2764 nucleotides. RefSeq names its product solute carrier family 6 member 2 (gene slc6a2). Bases 427 to 2304 code for a protein of 625 amino acids. Gene Ontology annotation, biological process: sodium ion transmembrane transport; amino acid transport; dopamine uptake involved in synaptic transmission. The record is from RefSeq and is a predicted model, not a curated record. The transcript has 15 exons. NCBI's taxonomy places the organism in Eukaryota, Metazoa, Chordata, Actinopteri, Gadiformes, Gadidae. Gene Ontology annotation, cellular component: plasma membrane; presynaptic membrane; neuronal cell body membrane. Gene Ontology annotation, molecular function: dopamine:sodium symporter activity; norepinephrine:sodium symporter activity.
AGAGAGCGAGGGAGCGGGAGAGGGAGGAAGAGAGAUAUAGAGCGAGGGGAGGCAGAGAGAGAGAGCGUACUGGUAGAGGCAGAUAAAGAGAGAGAGCGCGAGAGAGAGGGGCGAGGGGGAGAGAGAGGAGAGUAAUUUAAAAGAGCGCAUUUCAUAUGGGCAGCAGAGGGGAAGGCGAGUGUUGAAGUUCCUUCAGAAUGGGAAGUCUUUCCUCAGACGCAACAGGACCACCGCGGCAACGGGUCAUGGAGACGAUCCCCUAGUCAGACAACUCAUGUGUGCGCCGAGCAUCAACUUCAGCUCCCGGGGAAAACAGUCGUGGAGUCGGCCCGCGCGAUCUCCGUCCGCCGCGAGAUCAUCAGCAUCAGCACCAUCACCUCCUCGGGCCGCGACGGCACGAGGCAGGCGUGAGGUCGGCGUGAGAAGAUGAACAUCCAGGUGGUGCCAGAACACAAACUGUCCUCGGUCGCUCCGCUCAAACAGUGCAAUGUGGAGAAGAAAGAGGUGGAGUUGAUACUGGUGAAAGACCAAAAUGGGGUGCAGUACACCAGCACCUCCAUCGUCCCCUCCCCUACGAACCACGUCGGACCCCCGGGGUCAUCAGGGGGGGAUGAGCGGGAAACCUGGGGGAAGAAGAUAGACUUUCUCCUGUCUGUGAUAGGCUUCGCUGUGGACCUGGCCAAUGUGUGGAGGUUCCCUUUCCUGUGCUACAAGAAUGGAGGAGGUGCCUUCCUGAUCCCUUACAUUCUGUUCCUGCUCAUUGCCGGGAUGCCUCUGUUCUAUAUGGAACUGGCUCUGGGCCAGUACAACAGAGAAGGGGCCGCCACCGUCUGGAAGAUCUGCCCUGUCUUUAAAGGCGUGGGCUACACGGUGAUCCUGAUAGCCUUCUACGUGGGCUUCUACUACAACGUGAUCAUCGCCUGGUCAAUCCACUACCUGUUCGCCUCCAUGACCAAUGAGCUGCCCUGGCUGCACUGCGGGAACCCCUGGAACACCCCCAACUGCACCGUGCCCCAGCCCAUGAACGGCUCCUUCCUGGACAACAGGACGUCCUAUGCCAAGAACAAGAACACGCCUGCCGCAGAGUACUAUGAGCGUGGUGUGCUACACCUCCAUGAGAGUCGGGGUAUAGGGGACCUGGGUCCCCCACGGUGGGAGCUGUCGCUGUGUCUGGUCGCUGUCGUCUUCAUCCUCUACUUCAGCCUGUGGAAGGGAGUGAAGUCCUCUGGAAAGGUGGUGUACAUCACAGCCACUAUGCCCUACAUAGUGCUGUUUGUGCUGCUGAUCCGAGGCAUCACGCUCCCAGGGGCCAUGGACGGCAUCCGGGCUUACCUCCACAUCGACCUCAAGAUGCUGAACAACCCCAAGGUCUGGAUCGAUGCAGCCACCCAAAUCUUCUACUCCCUCGGAGCGGGUUUUGGUGUCCUCAUAGCCUUCGCCAGCUAUAACAAGUUUGACAACAACUGUUACCGAGACGCUCUUCUGACCAGCACCAUAAACUGCGUCACCAGUUUCGUCUCUGGUUUUGCCAUUUUCUCUGUGUUGGGCUACAUGGCUCAGAAACAUGGAGUCAGGAUAGAGGAUGUGGCAACUGAGGGGCCCGGACUGGUGUUCAUCAUAUACCCGGAGGCCAUUUCUACACUACCAGGUUCAACAUUCUGGGCGAUUGUGUUCUUCAUCAUGUUGCUGACUCUGGGAAUUGACAGUUCGAUGGGCGGCAUGGAGGCAGUGAUCACCGGCCUCGCGGAUGACUUCAAGAUCCUGAAGAAACACCGCAAGCUGUUCACCUUCGCCACGGCGUUCGGGACCUUCCUGUUCGCCUUACUCUGCAUCACCAACGGCGGGAUCUACGUGCUCACGCUGCUGGACAGCUAUGCAGCAGGAACAUCCAUCUUGUUCGGAGUGCUUAUCGAAGCCAUCGGAGUGUCUUGGUUUUAUGGUGUGGACCGCUUCAGUGAGGACAUUGAGCGCAUGAUGGGAUUCAAGCCCGGUCUUUACUGGAGACUGUGCUGGAAGUUCGUCAGCCCAACCUUCCUGCUGGUGGUGGUGAUCGCCAGCAUCGUGACGUCCACCGGUCUGACACUGGACGACUACGUCUUCCCCCCCUGGUCCAACGUGGUGGGCUGGGGCGUGGCCCUGUCCUCCAUGCUGUUUGUCCCCGUCUACGCCGUCUACAAGUUCUUCAGCAUGCCCGGGACAUUUAAAGAGAGGAUCGCCUAUUGCGUCACUCCGGAGCAUGAGCAUCAUCUGGUGAAGGAGGGCAACAUUCGGCAGUUCACCCUCAAGCACUGGUUGGCCAUCUGACAGCCGGGCGAGAGCAGAAAUCACCUCUUCUGUCUGCAGUCUCUCAGUGUGCUGUUGGCUCUCUCUCUCUCUCUCUCUCUCUCUCUCUCUCUCUCUCUCUCUCUCUCUCUCUCUCUCUCUCUCUCUCUCUCUCUCUCUCUCUCUCUCUCUCUCUCUCUCCCUCUCUCUCCCACUUCACUCCCUUUUAUGGCUGUCUGUGUAAACCUGCAGAUCUGUCGUUUGUAGAUUUCAGGCUCAUGCCGUGAAACAGACGCCAACUGCGCCACACGACACGCUAAAAGAAAAGAGAAGCGCUGAGAGUCUAGUCAUCGUGUCGUUGCGUUCUACGCUCUCUCUCUCUCUCUUGGGCUGCGUUGACCUCUGAUAUUUAAUUUAUUUAUGUUUAUUUUUUAAAACAUGAUUUUGCAUAAGCUGAGGUUGGCUAUACCUACACCAUACAGACUGGAUACUAAAACUGAAA